AUGGAGACUUCAGAGAAGAAAGAGUUGCAGCAAGAACAACUUGACCAACAUGUUGGCCAAGUCAGUGAAACAAGCAAUGAUGCCGAACGCAAAGUCCUUUCGAAGUUUGACAUGUUCGUCAUGCCUCAGAUGUCGCUUUUAGUUCUAUUCGCCUACCUUGAUCGGACAAACAUAGGAAACGCCCGCGUCUUUGGCUUCGAGGAGGACACAGGAAUGCAUGGGACACAGUUCAACGACGUAUCGAUGUACUUCUACAUCUCGUACGUCAUCUUCGAAACACCCUGGGUUCUAGCUGUGAAAAAGUUCGGCCCCGGUCGCGUUCUCGCCAUAGCCAUCGUGAGCUGGAGUGCCAUCACCAUGGGCACCGGUUUCGUAAACAGCUAUGCCGAAGUCGUCGCAUUGAGAGUCCUUUUGGGUUUCUUUGAAGCCGGACUGUUUCCUUCUCUCAUGUUUGUCGUCUCGCAAAUCUACCCUCCAGCUUCCCAAGGUAAGCGCAUGGCCGUGCUCUACGUGUCGAUUGCGCUUUCGGGGGCGUUGGGAGGAUUGAUUGCGUAUGGAAUUCAGAGCAUGGGCACGAGGCACGGAUUUUCUGCAUGGCGGUGGCUCUUCAUCAUUGAAGGUGCUAUAUCGCUUGUCAUCGGAGCGAUAUGUUGGUUGAGUCUGCCUUCGUCCCCAGAGACGGCCUGGUUUUUGAAUGCUGAAGAGAAAGAAACCAUGAACAUUAUCAAAGAGCGUAACAACCCGUUCAAGGAAACUGAAGAGUUUUCUUGGAAGCAGGUGGGUAUGGCAGUUACUGACCCUCUCAUCUGGCUUGCGUCGGUUGCAUUGUUUUGCUCUUCCAUUGCACUCUUUGGUUUCGGAACUUUCUUGCCUACUCUUUUGAGGGGCCUUGAUUACUCCUCUCUUCAGGCCAACUACUUGAGUAUUCCGGUCUACGUUUUGGCGUCAAUCUUCACUGGAGUCACUACCUACGUUUCCGAUCGUCUCAAUCGCCGAGCAAUAUGCCUUAUUCAUUCUCCGCUGUUAGUCGUUGCUGGGUAUGCAGUAGUCGUCGGUACCGGACACAAGGGCUUGGGUUUCUUUGCCAUGUUCUUGGUCGGCAGUGGAGUUUACUCGUUCAAUACACUUGUGGUAACUUGGAUAUCCAAUAAUGUGCAGCCAGAUUACAAACGCUCUGUUGCGAUUGCUACCAUCAUAUCAAUCGGAAACGCGUCUGGCAUGGCUGCAUCGCAGAUUUACCCCAUUCAAGACGCUCCUCGCUAUGUGAAAGGAAAUGCCAUCUCUUUGGGAGGCGAACUCAUUGCACUGGUCUGUGUCGGGCUUAUAUAUGUUCUUCUCAAAUAUCGCAUGAGUCAGAAAGCGAAAUUGCUAGCGAUGGGUAAAGACAGCAACGGGAAGGAGGAUGACCGGAGUUUGGACUUUGAAUAUGUCUUUUGA
Molecule: messenger RNA, 1437 nt
Organism: Fusarium pseudograminearum CS3096
Lineage: Eukaryota; Fungi; Ascomycota; Sordariomycetes; Hypocreales; Nectriaceae
Exons: 4
Coding region: 1-1437 (478 amino acids)
Biological process (GO): transmembrane transport
Cellular component (GO): membrane
Molecular function (GO): transmembrane transporter activity
Source: RefSeq, a predicted model, not a curated record